Messenger RNA from Dichomitus squalens LYAD-421 SS1, 982 nucleotides. Its product is annotated as zf-C3HC4-domain-containing protein. Bases 74 to 892 code for a protein of 272 amino acids. NCBI's taxonomy places the organism in Eukaryota, Fungi, Basidiomycota, Agaricomycetes, Polyporales, Polyporaceae. The record is from RefSeq and is a predicted model, not a curated record. Gene Ontology annotation, molecular function: zinc ion binding. The transcript has 4 exons.
CUAGGGGAUUCUAACUGCUACAGCUGAAAGCACGGCUGCGUACCGAUUCUCUACUCUUUAUCUAUGACUACUCAUGCCUGAACACGACGGAGUAAGGCAGACGGCAGCGGAGACGGAGGCGGAAGCAGAAGCAGAGGCAGAGGAGGCUAAGCAGUGCCGCAUCUGUCUCGACGGUGAGGACCCGGAAUUGGGCAGGCUCAUUCGACCUUGUCUUUGCAAGGGAUCCAUCACUUACGUUCAUGUGAAAUGUUUACAACGAUGGCGGAACACCUCGAGUUCUCGAAGCGCAUUCUACGCUUGUCCACAAUGUGGAUACCACUAUCACUUCGCACGCACUCGUAUCGUGGGCAUUGCAACCAACCCAGUCGUCAUCGCCACCCUGUCUACGAUGCUGUUCACGAUCAUCGUCCUUCUGAGUUCAUUUGUGACCACCUGGUUCAUCGGAAACGAUGACGACACCUACUCAUUCAGCUUUUACUACCCAUACGAAAUAUUCCGUAGCCUUAUCAAGAUGGCCGUUGGUAUCCUUGCAGACGAUGGUUUGGUCGGAGAUACGAUUCUUCGACAGCGCGCGGGCACAUACCGAACCAAACAGCCGCAAGGCCCGCCGAGCUUUCUUGGUCGCAUCCUCCGCCGGUUCUUACUUGGUCUACCUGUUGUGGGCGCGGGCUCAAUAGCGCACAUGCUGCUGUCAAUCCCACUCCCGUUCCACUGGCUGCGCUUCCGUACGCGUCGUACAGCGCGCCAGUCCAAGGAUCUCAUGGCUCUAAUCAUUCUCGCAGUUGUUCUUGCUGGUGCCGCUAGGGCGCUGUACAAAGUAUACCAGUUCACGGAGAAAAUGACGAAACGGCUACUGUUGCGUGCGGAAGACGCUAUUCUAGAGGUUGGCUAGGCUGGCUGUUUCGAUCGGUUUCCAUGCAUCGCCAUGAUUGUAGUCGCACUGCGGACCUGAGAUCUGUUGUAAUAUGAUAUCCUGUGUGCC